This is a messenger RNA of Sarcophilus harrisii (Tasmanian devil), 1460 nucleotides long. RefSeq names its product small nuclear ribonucleoprotein U11/U12 subunit 48 (gene SNRNP48). The record is from RefSeq and is a predicted model, not a curated record. NCBI's taxonomy places the organism in Eukaryota, Metazoa, Chordata, Mammalia, Dasyuromorphia, Dasyuridae. Bases 201 to 1226 code for a protein of 341 amino acids. The transcript has 9 exons. Gene Ontology annotation, cellular component: U12-type spliceosomal complex; nucleoplasm; cytosol.
GUUGCAUUACCUGGUCUGUCUCUCUGUAGUAAAUAUUUAAAAUGUAAAAGCAGAGAGAACAGAGAGAGUUUGUCUUUAGUAUUUCUAGUGCUUAAAGCGUUGGUGGCGCUUACUAAAUCCCGGAAUGAAAUUAAUAAGUUACGUGUCCCCCCUGUCCUUCGGUGGUGAGCGCCGCUCUUAUCGCGCGACCGGAAGAGCCAAUGGGGAUAGGGGAGUGGGACUCGGUUGUUUCGCCCGGUGGGCCCUGGGAAAUCCGGGCUUUUAGUCGGGUUUUAGUGUUUCUACUUCUCGGGAGUGACCCUCAAAGCUCGCGCUGCCCCCUUCCGUCCUGGCCUAGGGAGAUCGAAACUGUGGUAUGCCCAUAUGAUUCUAAUCAUCACAUGCCAAAGUCAUCUUUGGUGAGGCACAUGGCAUCUUGUAGGCUCAGGAAACUGGAUUAUACAAAAGAAGAAGAGGCUGAAAUGUAUGAUUCUGCUUUUUUCUAUGGGAAUGCAAAGAUACCUGUAGUUCACCUGGAUAAAAAUUUACAGUUCCAGAUACUUAAACAAGCUAGGACUUCAAGUGGAAGAGAUGGUGAUGUUUAUAGUCAAAGAAUUUAUUCUUCUGUGCCUAUUGAAGUGCCUCAGAAUCACAAGCGUUUCAUCUGUGAUUUGACCCAAGCUGAUCGUCAGGCUAUCUUUGAUUAUGUUCUUGAAGAGACAAAGAAACAGCGAUCCAGAUCACAGAUCACUGAAAAUGACAGUGACCUUUUUGUAGAUCUGGCUGCUAAAGUCAAUCAAGAUGAUAGUCAGAAGGGUCCAAAAUCUCAUCUUGAAAUUCUGGCAGAAAUGAGAGAUUAUAAAAGACGACGUCAGUCCUAUAGAGCAAAGAAUGUUCAUAUUACCAAAAAGUCCUAUACUGAGGUGAUUAGAGAUGUGAUCAGUGUGCACAUGGCAGAGCUCAGCAGUCAUUGGCAGGAGGAAGUGGAACAAGCAGAGGAUGAUGCUGAAAAUGCUUCUAACUCAGCAAAAUCUUCAGGAAGAAAGGAGGAAAGAAGGUCAGCUUCGGUAGAUUCACGACAGUCUGGGGAAAGCCAUAAAGAUGCCGACCACUCAAGACACAGAAGAGAUAGAAGUCGGAGCCCACGGAAACGAAAAAGAAGUAAGGAGAAGGAGAGAGAGAGGGACUUACGGAGAAAGAGAGAGAGGGAUGAAGAAAGGCAUCAUGGCCAUAAAAGAAGAAAAUAGCAGAGUAAAAGUCAGGAAGAUAAAUAGAAAUAUUUAUGCAUAUGUGUUUAUUAAUGAUGUUUAUAUAAUAAGAACUAAUGAUGAUACUUCAACUCUCUCAGCUACUUGAGGGACCAAGGAAUAUAAUGUACUUAUUUUUGUUAUAAUUGCAUUUUGUUGGGAUUGUGUGUAAUUAAAAUGUCUGUGUAAUUCUCAAAUUAUUAUUUUUAUCAAUAAACAUUCAUUAAUAUCAGA